AUGACAAAUACAACAAGUCUACAUAAUCCAUUAGAUUCAACUAUAAAGAUAAUAGAUGAUGAAAUAGAAUUAGAUGAUGAUGAAUUUACAAUAGAUUUAGAUCAAGUUGGUCGACUAAAUUUUUUAGAAAAGAUAAAUUUUAAUUUUAAUUUAACAAAUUUAUCAAAUUUAUCAAAUUUAUCUAAUUUACCAAAUUUACCAAACUUAUCAAACUUAUCUAAUCUACCAAACUUAUCUAAUCUACCAAAUUUUCCUAGUAUAUCAAAUUUAUCAAAUAUAUCAAUAAUAAAUGAAAUAACAAAACAAAUAGAUAAAUAUAAAUUAAUUUAUAAAAAUUAUUAUUUGAAUAGUGAAGAUGAAGAUGAAGAUGGAAUGAUUCAUUUAAAUAUAUUAGAUUCUUUAAAAUCAAUUUUAGAAACUAAAAUUCAAUUAAAACAAUUUUCAAAUGAUUUAACUGAAGUUGUUCAUAGAGCUGUAUCAUUACCUGUUGAAGAUUUAAGUGAUUUUGAAGAUUAUUAUGAAGAUGAAGAGGAGGUAAAAGGAGGAGAAAAUGAUAAUGAUGAUGAUGAAGAUGAUGAAAGUAUUGAAACUUUGAUUGAACCUGAUUUUAAAAAAUUUAUUGAAUCUAUUGGGAUAAAUGAAAUUAUUAAGAAUUUUACUUCAAAUUUACUAAAACAAAUUUCAAGAAAUGAUAAUGAUAAUGAUAAUGAUAAUGAUACAACACAAGACAUAGAAAUAGAAGAGAAUUUAGAUGAUUUAAAAAUUGAUCAAACUUUAUUAGAUUUAAUUCAAUUAAAACCAGAAGAAUUUUCAAAUGAAAGAACACUAAGAAUAAAACUCAAACAAAUUCAAAAUUUAAAAAUUGAUGAAAAAUUAAAAAAUAAAUUACAAACUAAAUUAAUGAUGAAUAAUUAUUAUAAAUUUAUUGAUAAUCAAUUACAAAAAGAAAAUAAAAGAUUAAAUUCAAUUUUGGAUGAACAACAACAACAGAAGCAAAAUCAACAACAACUACCUAAACCAAAACAAAAAUCUAUGAUCAUUAAUGAUGAAGAAGUUAUAAUAUCAGAAAAAGAUCAAAUUCCAACUUAUUUCGACAAGAAACAAAAUAUCCUUGGAUGUUCACAUUAUCAAAGAAAUUGUAAAUUAGAAUGUCCCGUUUGUAAAAAAUGGUAUACAUGUCCACAAUGUCAUGAUUUAGAAAUAAAAGAUCAUAAAUUAAUUAGAAAUAAAGUAAAAAACAUAUUAUGUAUGUUUUGCAAUGUACCACAAAUUGUUGAUUCAAAUUAUUGUAUGAAUUCAAAAUGUGAAGCAGAAUUAUCAAAUUAUUUUUGUAAAAAAUGUAUAUUAUAUGAUAAUGAUCAAACAAAAGAUAUUUAUCAUUGUAAUAAAUGUGGAAUAUGUAGAUUAGGUUUGGGUUUAGACAGGGAUUAUUUUCAUUGUGAUGAAUGUAAUAUAUGUUUAUCAAUAGAUUUAAAAAAUAAACAUAAAUGUAUUACAAAUACAACUCAUUGUAAUUGUACAAUAUGUAAUGAAUAUUUAUUUACAUCAAAAGAAAAAGUUAUUGUAAUGAAAUGUGGUCAUUCUAUACAUAACCAAUGUUUUUUGGAAUUAAUUAAUCAUUCAUAUAAAUGUCCAAUUUGUAAAAAAACUAUUAUAAAUGUUGAAAAUCAAUUUAGAAUUAUUGAUCAAGAAAUUUCAUUACUGCCAUUACCACCACCAUAUAAUAAUUGGAAAUGUAUUAUAAGUUGUAAUGAUUGUAAAGGAAAAUCAAAUGUUUGUUAUCAUGUAUUAGGUUUAAAAUGUAAAUAUUGUAAAAGUUAUAAUACAAAUAAAUUAAAAAUUUUAAAACCAGAAGAAAUUGGUGAAGAUGGAAUUGAUGAGAAUGUUGAUGUGGAUGGAGUUAAUGUUGAAGAUAAUGAUGGAAAUGAUGAUGAAAUUAAUUUUGAUUCUAAUAUUAUGAGAUUAGUUCAAACUAAUUUAGAAAGUAAUUUUGGAAUUGAUUUACAACAGAAUUAA
This is a messenger RNA of Lodderomyces pseudojiufengensis, 2016 nucleotides long. RefSeq lists its product as uncharacterized. NCBI's taxonomy places the organism in Eukaryota, Fungi, Ascomycota, Pichiomycetes, Serinales, Debaryomycetaceae. Gene Ontology annotation, biological process: ubiquitin-dependent protein catabolic process; protein ubiquitination. Gene Ontology annotation, molecular function: zinc ion binding; ubiquitin protein ligase activity. Gene Ontology annotation, cellular component: nucleus. The transcript has a single exon. The record is from RefSeq and is a predicted model, not a curated record. The coding region runs from base 1 to 2016 and encodes 671 amino acids.